AUGACAACUGCACAAGGUUAGUUUAGACCUUAACCAGGUUAAAAGCCGCCGUUAAGUGCUUGAUUUUCGUGUCCCUUAGUGGUUGAACAGCGAACUUAUUGGGCGUUUUAAACGGUAACAGUUCCAUAUGAUUGACAGCUACUUAGGUCUUGCCCAAACCAGAUUUCUAGAGUAUUGUUUUGAAUCAAUUUCUGUACAAGAUACAACUAAAAUCAUGUCAGUCUUAAAGAAAAUAAAUACUUUGUUUGCGAAGAGUAACGUAAGCACAACUAUUACAGGAGGUGGACGUCAUUAGCUGAUAUUAGAUUAAAAAAUAAUGUCACUGAAGAUUAAUAUCACACCUUAGGCUUUCCUGACAACUUAGCUCUUAUAUUUAACACUGGGUGGUGAGAAGCAAUGCGAGAUUAACGUAUUCUCCCUAUGAACACAACACAAUGUAACUUCGUACCCAGGGUCCUCUCUUUUGCACCUAGGUGAGAAUAGCCUGGUACAAAAUCGAGGCUAAGGGGAGUGGAACAAUCAGAUUGAUUGGGCGAGAGCUAACCUUUGCUUACCUUUUCACCCAUUUACCUUGAUAUGUUUACAAAUACCUUCUUUUUUUUUUUGUCAGGUGGAUGGACUCUUAUCGGUCGCUUUCUUAUGAAAGAUAAUAAUCCUAAUAACCUUCCUUCUGUUACCUCAAAUUCUUACAGGGAGAUUCUCCCUAAAUAUAAAUCUAACAACUACUAUUUGUUACGGAAGGGCUUCAAUCAGCUAAAAAACGACAUGGGCUUCACACAGAUCCGGUUCUACUGCUUCAAAAAGAAAGUUGGCCGCGUGCUUCACAUUAUGACCACCAAGGAUUCCAAGGGAGCAAAUGUGUUGGCGUAUUUAACGGACAGUAACAGUUUUCCCCGCGCUUGCGGUUCUUUUACGCGUCUCGGAGACGACCACUCAAUACUUGCAAAAAACUGUGAAAAAUGGGGCCACCCAACAAAAAACAGAUGGGGACAUAGCGGGUAUUUAAAAGACAACCGUCUGUUUUCAAGAGCACUGUUAAUUCCGUGGGCCCGCUAUUACUCGCUCAUAGGCGCUUUGCCUCAUGCAUGUGAUGAUGAUGUCGCCAAAGACAUCGCAAUGUCUUUGGGUGACUUAUGGCAGAUAUUUGUGCGUUAA
Molecule: messenger RNA, 1155 nt
Organism: Pocillopora meandrina
Lineage: Eukaryota; Metazoa; Cnidaria; Anthozoa; Scleractinia; Pocilloporidae
Source: the annotation of a GenBank genome assembly